AUGUGGAAGGAAGCCGAUGUCUGGAGCUCUGGAGGCUGGAGCCCUAUAGUGCAGGCCUACGUGACGCACAUGGAGCUGGGCAUAUGGAGAGGCGGAGGAGAGAGCAGCCUGGAUCACAGUCUGGGGCUGCUGCGCUCGGGGCCAAGAGUUCACGGCGCUGUCCCCGAAGAUCGUGCGGUGACUUUCUCCCAGAUUGACGCAAGCUGCGGAGAUGGUUUUCUGAACGAGAACAACUAUUUCGGGUGA
Messenger RNA from Knipowitschia caucasica, 246 nucleotides. The record is from the annotation of a GenBank genome assembly. Lineage: Eukaryota; Metazoa; Chordata; Actinopteri; Gobiiformes; Gobiidae.